GUCAUUGUAUGAUCAAUAAAUAUCAAGAGAGAAUAUAACAUAAGAGGGAGGACAUCUACAAUUUCUUGAUGGUGUAGUCGCUUCCUCUAACUAUCAGUUGGCAUGAGGUAUUCUUUGUGACUAUUAGUAGGUAGCUCAUAAUAAAUCGAUGAAAAAGGAAAUAAAAUUUAUUAUGAAUGAAACAUCACAAUUAUAUAAUAAAAAUUAAAAUUUAAGAUAAUUUAUUUCUGAGGAUAGGAUCAUCAAUAUAAAACUCGUAAUGAACUCGGGGAGGGAAAAAAAUAAAGGGUUUCUAAAAAUUGGUUCUCGAAGUUCAUUCCUGUCCAGUCCUCUGGACUCUUGAGCGCAGAUCGUUGACGGGUAAACCCCAGCCCUAAACUCUCCAACGAUAACUGUAUCCAGUUCCGUUCAGAGAGAGAGAGAGAGGGAUGGGGAGGAAGAAGGGGACGGUGGAGUUUGAAGAAGGUGCGCCGGACGACUUCGAUCCGGCGACGCCGUACAAGGACCCCGUGGCGUUCCUGGAGAUGAGGGAGCACUUGGUGAGGGAGAAGUGGAUCGACAUCGAAACCGCCAAGAUCAUCCGUGAGAAGCUCAAGUGGUGCUACCGCAUCGAGGGCGUCAACCACCUCCAGAAGUGUCGCCACCUUGUCCAACAGUACCUCGACUCCACCCGUGGCAUCGGCUGGGGCAAGGACGGUCGUCAUCCUUCCCUCCAUGGUCCUAAGGUCGAGUCCGAGUAAUUGAUUUCCCAACGGAAUUUUCGAGGUGACUGAAAAUUUCACCAGUGGUCGAAUGCAUCAAGUUGGGAGAUGUUGUGGCAUUGUAACGUGGAAUAGCCAGUUUGGUUGGCAUUGUUGUUACUGUGUUUCAUUGGCAUGCCCAGACAUUUUUCUUCUCUUUCCUUUAAAUAUUUUUUCUUACCCCUUGUACACAGUUGCUUGGAUUGCUUUUCUCAGAUUUCUGCUCAUCUCACAUCGGAUGGAAUAAAUCAAUAAAAUUAUCUCACAUUGCUUCCA
Molecule: messenger RNA, 1016 nt
Organism: Malania oleifera
Lineage: Eukaryota; Viridiplantae; Streptophyta; Magnoliopsida; Santalales; Ximeniaceae
Product: NADH dehydrogenase [ubiquinone] 1 beta subcomplex subunit 10-B
Exons: 3
Coding region: 429-740 (103 amino acids)
Source: RefSeq, a predicted model, not a curated record